This is a messenger RNA of Sardina pilchardus (European sardine), 1557 nucleotides long. RefSeq names its product charged multivesicular body protein 2A (gene chmp2a). NCBI's taxonomy places the organism in Eukaryota, Metazoa, Chordata, Actinopteri, Clupeiformes, Clupeidae. The record is from RefSeq and is a predicted model, not a curated record. Gene Ontology annotation, biological process: late endosome to vacuole transport; protein transport; endosome transport via multivesicular body sorting pathway. The coding region runs from base 142 to 804 and encodes 220 amino acids. The transcript is spliced from 6 exons. Gene Ontology annotation, cellular component: multivesicular body; ESCRT III complex.
GCGGCAUUUACAGGAAGUGCAGUUAUUUUGAUACGGAAGUAACGAGCGAAAUUAGACAAGGCAAAAGUGGGUACAAUAACAAACGAAGGCAACGUCUUGUUAUUUCUUUAAUACAGCUUGUAUCCCACAGACAUCUGCAAGAUGGAAUUCCUAUUUGGGAAAAGGAAAACUCCAGAGGAGAUGUUGCGACAGAAUCAAAGGGCACUGAAUCGAGCAAUGAGAGACCUUGACAGAGAGAGACAGAGACUGGAACAGCAGGAGAAAAAAAUUAUUGCUGACAUCAAGAAGAUGGCCAAACAAGGACAGAUGGAUGCAGUCAAAAUCAUGGCCAAGGACCUCGUUCGCACACGGCGCUACGUCAAGAAAUUCAUCAUGAUGAGGGCGAAUAUCCAAGCAGUCAGCCUUAAAAUUCAGACAUUAAAAUCCAACAACAGCAUGGCACAGGCCAUGAAGGGGGUGACCAAGGCCAUGGCGACGAUGAACAGACAGCUGAAACUGCCGCAGAUUCAGAAGAUCAUGAUGGACUUUGAACGACAGAGCGAAAUCAUGGACAUGAAGGAGGAAAUGAUGAACGAUGCAAUCGACGACGCAAUGGGUGAUGAGGAUGAUGAAGAUGAGAGUGAUGCCAUCGUUUCUCAAGUCUUGGAUGAACUGGGCCUUAAUCUUUCAGACGAACUCUCAAGUCUGCCUUCUACGGGUGGCAGCUUGUCUGUGGCCAGUGGGAAGAAGGCUGAACCACAGGCAACCCUGGCAGAUGCAGAUGCCGACCUGGAGGAGAGACUCAACAACCUCAGGAGAGACUGAGGGCGAGCCGGGCAGACAUGGGUGGAGGCUUUAAUACAGAUAUAAACGUGUAAAGUGUUUUCUCUCCGAUUUCUUCAAUGAAUCAUAGAUUGAGAGGUAGGACAUAAGGACAAACACGGGUGUGUUUGAGGUGUCUGUCAAACAGCAUAUGGUUUCGUUGGGUUUCUUUUGUUAUUAUUUCUGUGCUAUAUGUGCAGUAUAUACUCUCUCUUGUGCAUUACCAAUGACUAGCCAUAGCCCAAACAAAUUUAUUUUCUCAAAUUGUUUUCAAGCAUAAUAUCUUGCCUGAGGGAGUGGGGUGGCGGGGGGAGGGUUAAAGGGGAAAUGUGUUUAUUAAAUAGAAGAUUAUGAUUAUUUCUCAAGCCUUGAGGGAGUUGAACACUAAUUACUCUGUCGGUAAAUAUAAAUAGGAAAGGCAGCCCCAGAUUUUACAGAUUUAUAGUUGCAUUUGUAAUAAACAGUGCAUCACUACAUUUUGUCCAUUUUGGUCAUAUGUGAUUGGGCAAGUCCACAGACUUUGUUACAUGACUGACAUCAUGUUCUAGUAUUGGUGCACUGAAAGGACUGUUCUCGCUUCUCUUCCUGUUUUUAUUUCUGUUUUGUUCUCUGUAUAUUUGUUGUUCUAUACCCAUGAAGGUUUAUACACUCGGAUGUCUCAAAUGAACUUAGAACUAUUUCUGGGAUCACUUAACAGGUCCUGUAUAGGAAAUACAAUUUUAAGUCCUGUGUGCGAGUCAGUGCCAGACAUUUUUU